This is a messenger RNA of Passer domesticus (house sparrow), 1425 nucleotides long. RefSeq names its product maestro heat-like repeat-containing protein family member 7. NCBI's taxonomy places the organism in Eukaryota, Metazoa, Chordata, Aves, Passeriformes, Passeridae. Bases 16 to 756 code for a protein of 246 amino acids. The transcript is spliced from 10 exons. The record is from RefSeq and is a predicted model, not a curated record. Gene Ontology annotation, cellular component: cytoplasm.
UUCAAUACAGAAAGGAUGCCAAAGAAGGUUGAUACCGUCUGGAAGGGAUGCCAGGAAGAACACGGCCUUGCCACCAGCCCCAACAGCUUUGCAGUGCGGACCCUGAAGUUGCUGCUCUGCCGAAAGCAGUACAAGGAUGUGGUGGUGGCAAUGGAACGCAAGGGUGCCUGGGACACGCUGCUGUGUGCUGACACCCACCACUAUGCCGUGGGUCUGCUGGCCAGGGAGAUGUCCUGCGUCUCCAUACCCUCCUGUUCCCGGGUCUUUCGCUACCUGCUCCGGCUGCUGAGCACACAGGAGCUACGCUGGGAUCUGCCUGCCCUGGCGUUCCUUGUGGAGGUCCUCGAGUGCCUGGACUUGAGGGAACGUGAUGCUGACAGAGUCCUGCAAAUCUUGUCAAGGCAUGUGCAGAGCAAGUGCAGGGAGAGGUGUCACCUGGCACUCAGGGCCCUUCUCAAGCUCACUGAUGAUCCCUCGAUGACCGAAAAAAUGUGGAGCCUGAUUGAAAGUCUUGUGGAGCUCCUGUGGGAUGCAAAUGGAGAGGCAGUUAAAAUGACAGUCAUGGUACUCAGCUUUAUAAUCUUGGACAAGGACCUACGGAUACCCAGCCCCAUUGCCCUGCAGCUGGCUGAGGCGCUCCUGCCACUCUUUGACCAUAAUAAUAGCCAGGUGCAACUGCUCUCCAUAUUGCUCUUCCGAACAUUGCUGACUCUUCCACUGAAAAAGGAAAGAAAGGUCCUGAAGUCACAGGUGUGACAGAGCCUGCUCCCACUCUUCUUCCACUGCCAUGAUGAGAAUUGGCGUGUGGCACAAGCUUCUCUGGAAACGCUGCUUUGUGUGGCUGACUUCCUGAAGAGGAAGGAUCUUGACAAAGUGGUGAAGAAGAAGAAACUGUGGAUGUUCGCAGACACCCUGCUGGCAGAGGACACGAGCCGAGCGGCCGAGCAGCUGCGCCGGGCCCUGCGCUACCUGGAGAGCCCCCAGGAGCCCCUGCGAGAGGCGGCCAUCAGGUUCAUGGGGUCUGCCAGGGUAUCCAUGAGGGGACAGAAGGAAGUGCUCGAGGUCCUCAAUGAGGCCAUUCACACCCGGAAGAAAGGCUGUACAUCCCACUGUAGCAGGAAUAUUCAAGCGCAGUUUACAAGUAGAGUUGAAGAAUUAAGUUCAUCUUCCGGAUCUAGUGAAUCAGUGUCCUAAGAAUAGCACCAGGAGAUGGUGAAGAGGACACCAUCUCCACUGCCACUGGAACCCCACGCACAGCUGAUAAUUGGUACAGCUGAGCCUGUGGGACACUGGUCUGGCUUCAGCCAACUCCCUGCCUGUAGAUAGCUCCCUCCCUCCAGCUCUCACACCGUGUGCAACCCCUUUGGUCCAUUCCAGUUCAUCCCUUUGCUUCGCCUGCCAUUAAUAAACAGUUUGGCUUCUUCA